This is a messenger RNA of Eucalyptus grandis, 726 nucleotides long. RefSeq names its product UDP-glycosyltransferase 91C1-like. NCBI's taxonomy places the organism in Eukaryota, Viridiplantae, Streptophyta, Magnoliopsida, Myrtales, Myrtaceae. The coding region runs from base 1 to 726 and encodes 241 amino acids. The transcript has a single exon. The record is from RefSeq and is a predicted model, not a curated record.
AUGGCUUGCUUACGGCCACCUCAUGCCAUUCCUCGAUGUCGCCACCUUCUUAGCUCAAAAGGGUCAUCGCGUCUCCUUCAUCUCCACCCCAAAAACCUCCAAAAGCUCCCCACAGACCUCCCUCCCUCAAUAACCCUCGUUGAGCUUCCCUUGCCUCGUGUCCAUGGCCUCCCGGACUCGGCUGAGUCGACGGCCGAGCUGCCGAACAACAAGGUCCCGUACCUCAAAAAGGCCUACGAUAUGCUCGAGCCAGCUGUUGACGAGUUUCUUCAACGCUCUGGCGUGGACUGGAUAAUCCACGACUUUGCGUCGCACUGGUUGCCCCAAGUUGCGAGCCGACUGGGUGUGAACUCGGCAUUCUUUGGUGUAUUCAGUGCUACUUCUCUCGCUUUCCUCGGACCACCUUCCGUCUUGAUCGAUGGCCCGAGCAGAAGGCCGGAGGACUUUACCGUCGUUCCCAAGUGGAUAGAUUACCCGUCCAAGGUCAGGUUCAGGCUCCACGAGAUAGUCACUCACCAGGAUUGCAUGGACACCGGAGCUUCAGAUUUUCAGAGGUUUGGCGAGUCGAUUCGGGGUUCCAAGUCCGUGGCCGUGAGGAGCUGUAGCGAGUUCGAGGCCGAUCCGCUGAGGCUACUCCAGAAGCUUUACGGAAAACCUGUGGUCCCUGUGGGCUUAUUACGCCCCGCCACAAAUGCGGCAGGGGAGACGAGAGAUGGGUCGAGCUGA